AUGUCUGGUGGGAUAUUCACCCCCUUGGAAAACCUGUGCGAGCUCGACAACACCAACUGCCACCCACUGGUGUGCUUCCUUUGUCACGAACAAUACGAACACCCCUGCCUCUUGGAUUGUUACCACAACUUCUGCGCCAGCUGCCUGCGGGGCCGAGCCAUCGACAGCCGCCUGAUGUGUCCCCUGUGCGGGCACCAGUCCGUCGUGAAAGGGAACGGCCUCCCUCCAGAAGACCAGCUGCUCAAAUUCCUGUUGGACAGUUCGGGGGACUACGAAGAGGACAUCCUGUGUGCCAACUGUGAUCUGCAAAGCACAAAGCAGGAGCUGGACGCCAUGUACUUCUGCAACACCUGCAACCAGCCGCUGUGCGCCAGGUGCCGUGAGGAGACCCACAAGGCAAGGAUGUUCAGCCGCCAUGAGAUUGUCUCGCUGAGCAAGCGCACGAAGGAAGUCCACAAGAGAUGCCCUCUUCACGAAGAACUUUACAUCAUGUUCUCGACAGAGAAAAAGUCCAUGCUCUGCAUUAACUGUUUUCGAGAUAUGCCUGUGGAGAGCAGAGCACAUUGCAUCGAUAUUGAGACAGCCUACAUGCGAGGCUGUGAGAAAUUAGACCAGGCCGUGAUGGCGGUGAAGGAGCUCCAGACGUCCACCCGGGAAGCCAUUGUCUUGCUCAAAGCCAUGAUCGAGGAGGUCAGGAACAGCGCCGACGAAGAGGAGACGGCCAUCAACUCUCUCUUCAGCAGCAUGCAGGAGAAAUUGGCUGACAGGAGGAAGAUGCUCUUGAAAGCUGUGCAGAGCCAGUACGAAGAGAAAGAGAAAGCUUUUAAGGAGCAACUUGCUUACCAGGCCUCCUUACUCCCCACCCUCCAGGUGCACCUGGUGACCUGCUCAGCGUUUCUCAGCUCUGCAAACAAGGCGGAGUUCCUGGAUUUGGGCUAUCAACUGAUGGAGCGCUUCCAAAGAAUUGCCAAACUGCCCCAUCGGUUGAGGCCGUCGCAAACCAGCAAGAUCAACAGUGAAUACCGGGCUGAGUUUGCCCACUGCCUGGAGCCGCUGCUGCUGUUGACCCCGCGCCGGCCAGCGGUGGGGACCCCGGGAAGCAUCGGAGCCAGCAUGAGUAACAGCAGCAUGAUGUCGGGGGGUCCCUUCUCCAAGGCCCUCCUGGUGCCAGGCUGUCCCUCUUCCCACGAAAAUAUGCCCCUGAUGGGGUCCCCUGUCCAGAAGGCCACCAUGCACCGCUACAUCAGCACCAAGGUCCUCCUGGCUGAAGGAAGGGACACGCCAUUUGCCGACCACUGCCAUGAUUAUGAGAAUAUGUAUCGGGUGCUUCAGACCGAGAUUCAGAGCUUGAAAGACCAGGUGCAGGAGCUGCACCGGGACCUCACCAAACAUCAUUCCCUGAUAAAGAUGGAGAUCAUGAGCGAAAUCCUGCAGAAGUCGCUCCAGAUGGACGUGCAAAUCGCUUCUGAGUACUCCUCUGUGGAAAUGAAGCGGAGCGAGUUCGAAGAGACCUGGGAGGAGACCUACCAGCGGGUGGCCAACGAACAAGAGAUUUAUGAAGCCCAGCUCCAUGACCUGCUGCAGCUCAGGCAGGAGAACGGCUUCCUGACCACCAUCACCAAGCAGAUUGCCCCCUACGUCCGCUCCAUCGCCAGAGUCAAGGAACGGCUGGAACCAAGGUUCCAGGAGUGGAAAGAGAAAGCGGAUCAGCCGGAGACCCUGCUCAAAAUCUACGAUGACAGCGCCCUCCUGGCCGAUGUUCAGCCCAGCAAAGACUGGGAACCCAGGACAGAGAACCAGGCCCUUGGCCCGGCCGCCGAGGAUCCCCAGCCGAAAAGCCCGGACAUCUUCAAGAACAAGCAGAAAAUCUGGGCUGAGCCCCCCUCCGAGCCAGGGGCAGCCCCCUCGAGCCUGACCAAGGAAAGAGAUCAGGAGGCGCAGCUCCUCUUGCAUUGA
This is a messenger RNA of Candoia aspera, 1956 nucleotides long. RefSeq names its product ring finger protein 207 (gene RNF207). Gene Ontology annotation, molecular function: Hsp70 protein binding; transmembrane transporter binding; zinc ion binding. Lineage: Eukaryota; Metazoa; Chordata; Lepidosauria; Squamata; Candoiidae. Gene Ontology annotation, cellular component: perinuclear region of cytoplasm. The record is from RefSeq and is a predicted model, not a curated record. Gene Ontology annotation, biological process: regulation of cardiac muscle contraction; regulation of heart looping. The coding region runs from base 1 to 1956 and encodes 651 amino acids. The transcript has 17 exons.